Messenger RNA from Kockovaella imperatae, 1093 nucleotides. RefSeq lists its product as hypothetical. Gene Ontology annotation, biological process: canonical NF-kappaB signal transduction. The record is from RefSeq and is a predicted model, not a curated record. Lineage: Eukaryota; Fungi; Basidiomycota; Tremellomycetes; Tremellales; Cuniculitremaceae. The transcript is spliced from 2 exons. Bases 25 to 1092 code for a protein of 355 amino acids.
UCUCCUACCGUCUGAGAUGACUCAAUGUCGUCUCACGACGAUUACAAUUUGUCUGGACGUGGCCCAAUAAGGUUGAAGGAAACCCGCCAGGAUAAGGCUGAACGAUUGUAUCGGAAGGAGCAGAGACGUUAUCGUCGCGAACAGGAGCGUAUCAGUAGAGCCAAUGGAUAUGCCGUCUCGCCUCCUCGCACGGGGCGGGCAGAGUCCAUCACACCGCCAAGGAAUCCUGCUCCCGGGUUGAGCAGGAACGAAAGCGGUGAACAGCAGGGCGGAUAUCGAUGGAUGGGUGGUCAAGCACGAGCGGCAAUGGACCGAGCGGAAGAGCAGGAACGGAUGGCUUGGAUGGCACAGGAGGAGCUGUCGAGGGAGAACCCAUUUGCGACGAUGGAUCGCGAUGCUGUCUUUGACGUCCACGUUCCUCCACGCUACCGUCGUUCCGCCUCCAAUGCCGGUCCUUCGCGUCGGAGGGAUGCUACUCGAGAAGUCAAGUUUGACGGUGGUCCCGUCCCCGACAUGUCUGGCAUGGAUGAAGAAGAAUACGCUGAGUGGGUCAGGAAUGGGAUGUACCGUCUGCGAAACAGGGCCGAGUUGGAGAGACAGGAGAAGAUACGGAAAGAGCGGGUUGAGCGAGAGCGAAUAAUGGAAGAAGCGAAAGAGACCGCGAGAAGGGUCGAGAAACGGAGAAUCGACAAGCUCAAGAAAGAAAAGGGCAAAGCAGAGGAGGACAAGAAGCGUGCGCAAAGGGAUCGUUAUCGGGCGAGAUGGGAUAGUAUCGGAGAUGUCGGCGGGGAGAUCGAAGAGGCCGAGCUUGCGUUCGCCGACAUUCCUUGGCCGAUUUAUUCCUCUCGGCAGGUCAGAGUCGAUGACCUGGAACAAGAAGCUGUGCGGACAUUCUUCGAGGCCAUCGCUGGCGAUCGUGGAUCUGGAGACGACGAACUCAGAAAGAUUCUCAGAGAGGCCAUUCGUGCCUUCCAUCCCGACCGUUUCUUCAGCCGAAUCUUGCCUCGAGUCAAAGCACGGGACCAGGAAUUGGUCAAAGAGGGUGUCGAAAAGUGUAGCAGGAUCAUCAAUGCUCUCGCUGCUAAAUCAUAGA